UUGGAGACAUCAGAGCUGAAUUUGACAGGAGCUGUCAUUGCAUGCAGCUGCCGCACACAAACUAUGGUUCCGGCCUGGACUUGUUUUUCGGGGGAAGGAAAAUUAAGAAACACCAGACCGGUCACUGAGAGCCACGUCUAAUGGGAGAGGCCAAAGAGGGGACAAUCUGGAGCCGGGAGCGGAGUGCCAGGAGCCAGGGAAGAGGGGUCUGCGCACACUCCGGUCAUUUUUAGAUAUGAUGGACUGACAUUUAUUUUUGUGUUGUCAAUCUGUUUUCGGAAGCCACUCCACCAUGCUCAUCCAUUGUCUUACAGCAAUACAGCAAAUAUUUGAGCUUUAUUUAUUUUAAACAAUAGUCAAUUGAUUACCCAAUAUACGGUUAAUGCAGCUAUGAGCAUGCAGUCUGCGUCCGAAUGUCUUGGUACCCAGUCUGGCACAGUUAUUGAUUCUGGGACUGCUCUCAAGCAGGAUGGACUUGCUUUUUCAAACACUAAGCUGAACACAUCACUUGAUGGUGAAAGCAAUAUUGCGAGAAAUUUACAUUCAAAUAUGUUGCCAAAGGAAGAAAGCAGUAUACAGCUGAACAGUUCCGGAGACACUUGUCAGAAUGGGCCUCACUCAGAAUAUACGGAUUCUCCUUCAUCCACCGAGGCACUAGUGGACUGUAGAAGUGCAGCCCCUCCAGGUGUGGCUGAUUUCAGUGAACCUUAUACUGAGGGCGUAGUUCAUAGAAAAGAAGCUUUGCAGUCGCUGAAGCUAAGCCUUCAUAUGCAGGAAACUGACCUGUCCUCUAGUGAUGCUCCCCUUCCGCUUGAGAAAGAGGAGCAAAUCCGCUUGCAGGCCAGACGUCGCUUGGAGGAACAACUGAAACAGUACAGGGUUAAGCGUCACCAGGAGAGGUCUAAUCAGUCAACUCCUAAAAGUCGCCUUUCAAGCACCUUGGAUCCUGAACUGAUGUUUAAUCCAGAUAACCUUCCUCGAGCCAGUACUGUUGCAAUGACUAAGGAGUAUUCCUUCUUACGUACAAGUGUACCACGGGGACCGAAACUGGGCAGUCUAGGCCUCCCAUCGUCUUCCAAAGAGAAGAAGUCCUCCAAAUCAUCCAACUCUUCUAGCAAAAUUCGUUCUUUAGCAGACUAUCGUAAAGAAUCUUCUGAACCCAACAAUACUAGCAUGGGUUAUUCUGAUUCAUCCCCUGGGUCCCUAAAGCCUAACAGGGGAAGCUUGACCUCAGUGGUGUCAGAAAUUAGUAUGGAAGGACAGAGAUUUGAGGUUUACAAUGCUGACAACAACUCUGAGCUUAAUGGGAGUGAUCUGGGAACAAGACUUGAUGGAAAUGAAAGUGACAGCUCUACUUACAGUAGUGUAUCUGCUGGACAAGGGUCUUACUUAGUUGCCGCAUCACCCAGGAGAGAAGAGGAAUACAUUGUGAAUGGCCAAAGCAUAGCUCCAGAAGAUGUAGGGCAGUAUCCUUCCCUUAGAGAUGUCUUACAAGCUGCUGCCGCAGAGCAGCAGGCUCAGGAAUCGGAGGGGAAUGGUGAACCUAGAAGCCGGAGAGACAGCAUUUCCAGCAGUAUUUCUAUGGAAAGCUCCAUUGCUGGGACUCACGAUGAACUGCUUCAGGUGCUGAAGGAGAAGAUGAGAUUGGAAGGACAGCUGGAGUCACUGACUACAGAAGCAAGCCAGGCAUUGAAAGAAAAGACAGAACUACAGGCCAAACUGGCAGCAGUGAACACCAGGCUUCAAGCUGAGGUUGAGCAAAGCCUGGCUAGCCAACAAAGGCAAGAGACACUGAACUCUGAGGUUGUCACCCUGAAGAAGUCUUGCCUAGAUCUGGAGAGAGCCAUGGCAGAUCUUCAGAACUCAUUGGAAUUGAAGAAUGGCAGCCUGGCUUCUUUAACCAAUGAUUUGCAGGUAGCCGAAGAGCAAUAUCAGAGGUUGAUGAGCAAAGUGGAAGAAUUGCAGAGAGCUAUUAUUCAAAAGGAUAACGCAGUUCAUAAUCUGCGACAGCAGACUGUUUCGCUACAGUACCAGCUACAGCAAGUUCAACUGGACCGUACUACACUAACUAACAAGCUCAAAGCCUCAAAAGCAGAAAUAUCCUCUCUGCAGCAGGCACGUGAGUGGUACCAACAGCAACUCACAAUGGCUCAAGAAGCCCGAGUCCGACUGCAGAGCGAGAUGGCAAAUAUACAGGCUGGACAGAUGACCCAAGCUGGGGUUUUAGAGCACCUUAAAAUAGAAAAUGUGACACUCUCACAUCAACUGACAGAGACACAGCACAGGACAAUCAAGGAAAAAGAGCGCAUUGCUGCACAACUCCAGAAUAUUGAAGCUGACAUGUUGGACCAGGAGUCUGCUUUUCAUCAGAUACAGGAAGCAAAGAACAUGGUGGAAGAAGACCUUCAAAGAAAACUUGAGGAGUUUGAGGAGGAGCGAGAGCAGUUGCAGAAACUAGCAGACUCCGCUGUUGCACUAGAACGUGAAAUAGAGCAGAUGAAGUUGAAUUUGCAUCAAAAAGACCUGCAACUCGAAGCCCUCCAGCAAGAACAUCUUGAAAUAUUGAAACAGCUUACAUCAACUCAAGAAACCCUUUACACCAAAGACCAGACAAUAAAUGACCUCCAGAUGCGGUUUGAUGAACUUGAGGCUAGGCUUGUUGAGCUCCAGAAUGAUGUCUCUUCUAAGGAUGACACAAUUCAGUAUCUACAAAAUCAGAAGAUUGUGUUAGAAGUGGCAUUGCAGGCUGCCAAGAUGGAACAAGAAGGAUUAGACCAUGGAACCAAACGUUUGGAAGAAGGGACUGAAGUUGCUGCAAAAAUCUUGGAACAGUUGCGUCAGGACCUUGCUAUUAAAUCUGGACAGGUGGAGACACUGCAGCAAGAGAAUGCAACUCUAAAAAAACAGACCCAGAAAGUGAAGGAGCAAUUUGUCCAACAAAAAGUGAUGGUAGAAGCAUACCGCCGAGAUGCCAGUUCUAAGGAACAACUAAUUAGUGAGCUAAAAGCCACCAAAAAGAAGCUAGACUCUGAGGUGAAGGAACUAAGAAAGGAGCUGCUGAAGGUGCAGGGGGAGAAAUCGGCAGCAGAGGUCGAACAAGCCCGGAUUAUGAAGGAAAUGUUGAAAUUGCAACAACAAAUGGAAGAACUUGAAUCACAUUUUCAGGCUGCUCAGAAUGACAGAGAUGAAAUGGAAAUCCGUUUACAGUCCAUGCAGUAUGACAAAGAUCAGAUAACCACAUUGACCCAGGAUAAUGCUGCACUUCGGGAACAAAUAGAAAUGUUACAGAAUGAAGCAAAGACGGCAAUUACUGAGCAGAAGCAGAGAAUGAGAAGGCUGGGCACAGAUCUGACAACUGCUCAGAAGGACAUGAAAGCCAAACACAAAGCCUACGAGAAUGCAGUGGGGAUCCUAAGUCGUCGCCUCCAGGAAGCUUUGACAGCAAAAGAAGCUGCAGAAGCAGAGCUCAAUAAGCUCAAAGCACAAAUCUCUGAGGCUGGAGAUAGUCAGGCAUUUGAGGAAAAAUUAAAGGAAUUAAAAAGUGAACUGCAGGCCGUAAGUCACAGUAAGGCCAUGCUUGAGCGUGAACUGCAAGAGGUUAUAUCGCUGACCAGCCAGGAACUGGAGGAAUACAGGGAGAAGGUCUUAGAACUAGAAGAUGAGCUCCAGGAGUCUCGUGGCUUUAAGAGAAAAAUAAAAAAACUGGAAGACCUAAAUAAGAAGCUGACUUUAGAACUAGAGCAUGAACGAGGAAAGUUGUCAGGACUCGCACAGUCCAAUGCUACUCUGCGUGACCAUAACAACGUUCUUGAAGCUGCACUGGCAAAAAGAGAGGCAGACCUGGUCCAGCUGAACCUACAGGUACAGGCAGUUCUUAAACGUAAAGAAGAGGAAGAUCGGCAAAUGAAAGAACUAGUGCAGAGUCUACAAGAUGCCUUAGAGAAAGAGAGAGCAAAAGUGAACAGUCUUGCUGAACAGGUUGCUAGCACCAAGGCGGAAGCUGCACAUAACAGGAGGCAUUACAGAGCUGCAGCACUUGAGCUUAGCGAGGUCAAGAAGGAGCUUCAAGCAAAGGAACAGAUAAUCCAGGCACUUCAGGCUGAAGCUGAAAAAUUACAGAUUAAGGAUGAGAAACACUCUGAAGAACUGUCCCAGUUUCAGCAGGAACUUGCUGAAGCCCAUUCACAACUGGUGCUCUUGCAGAAGGAUCUGGACGAUCAACUCAGCAAAAAGCCUGAACUCAAUCAAGAGGUGGAAGAUCUUAAGUGGGAAUUGGAACAGAAGGAGCAUGAGAUUCAGUCAUUGAAGCAGCAACUAGACAUGACUGAGCAACGCAGCCAUAGAGAGUUGGAAAAUUUCCAGACCUUGCUUCAGAAUCUAAAGUCUGAACUUGAAGUUGUUCGUGAGGAUCUCACUAUUACCCAGAAGGAUAAAUUCAUGCUACAGGCAAAGGUGACUGAGCUGAAGAAUGGCAUGAAAAUCUUGCUGCAGCAGAACCAGCAGCUGAAGCUAGAUCUUAGACAAGGUCGUCUAAAGAAGCGGAAAGAAUUGAAAGGAGAUGUAACAGCAUCCAAUCCAGUAACUCCAGUUAAGAUACCAGACUGCCCAGUACCAGCUUCACUACUAGAGGAGCUCCUGAAACCUACUUCUAUUAGCAACGAGCCUUUGAAAAACCUCAACAGCUGUCUUCAACAAUUAAAGCAGGAAAUGGACAGCCUCCAGCGUCAGAUGGAAGAACACACUAUAACUGUACAUGAAUCAAUGACAUCUUGGAACCACAUUGAAGGACAACUACAGGAUUUGGCAGAACCUGUCAGGUUGCCUCUGACUAGUUCUAGUCCCCCCCAGAAUGAUGAGAACUUCAAUAACAGUGAGCCAGAAAGAACUGAGCAAUGGCUCUGAACUCUUCUGUUAUUUUACAGCUGCUUUCUAAUUCUGGAGGGUAGGAACUUUUAUGUGUGCCUGCCUAUGCCAGAAAUGUAUGCACACCAAAAAGCACAGUGUAAGAGUGACUCUCUUCCACACAAAUUAUUUAUUGUAUAUAAUAUAUAUAUAUUCUGAAGAGAACCAAGACACUUGGACUUUACAAGAGAAGAUGAAAGAUGCCUGUUGGAAAAUACACACAUAUAUGUGCCUAUAGAAACACUCUGCUUUUGUGCAGGAGUCCUUCCUAUAACAGUCCGUAAGGAAGAAUACAGUUAGCAUCUUGCAUUACCUUCAGAAUUGUCAAAGGCCUGUUCUCCUGAAAUGAGUGCAUCUGUGGGUCAUCUCAGGAACUCUCCUAACACAAUUCACACAAAGUGGAGGAGGUUAUUACCAGAUGAACAAACAUGUUUUACAUGCUUCUCUACUCACAUUAGCUGUCCAUUCAGCUAAAUGAUCGUCCUAAUUUGUUCCAUUAAAUGCAGUGUGAAUAUACAUAACCAUAUAACUUGUGAAUCAAUCUUAAAAGGGACUUAAAGCC
Molecule: messenger RNA, 5464 nt
Organism: Nanorana parkeri
Lineage: Eukaryota; Metazoa; Chordata; Amphibia; Anura; Dicroglossidae
Gene: GOLGA3
Product: golgin A3
Exons: 24
Coding region: 391-4902 (1503 amino acids)
Source: RefSeq, a predicted model, not a curated record